UGGGUGUCGUUGCUCCUGCACCAAACUCUCGCCACCUAGAAGACCUAGUCUACACCACGUUUGACAUACAUAUCUCCAACCCACAGAACAAUGAAGGUCAUCUCUACCGUAGGCGCGGGCCUGGCGUGCGCUUCCUGCGCCUCGGCGUUCGUAGCACCUUCCUCCUUUUCGCGGGUGAUCAGCACCUCUCCCGUAGCAUCCAAGGCGCUACGCAUGACGGAGGAGGUCGCAGCCGAGCCGGAGGCGGCGCCAGAGCCAGUGCCCGCGGCCCCCGCGAUGUCCGCGUCCAUCCCGUUCUUGAAGCAGCCCGACAACCUGGAGGGCAUGGUCGGGAACGUCGGCUUCGACCCGUUCGGGUUCGCGACCAUCUUCCCUGUUGAAUUCAUGAGGGAGUCCGAGAUCAAGCACGGCCGCAUUGCGAUGCUUGCAGUGGUGGGGUGGCUCGUGUCGGAGGUGGUGCACGUGCCCGGGCCGGCGUACAUGUCGGAGAACCCCGUGGAUGCUAUGGCGGCGGUCGGGCCCGGCCCCAUGUUGCAGAUCUUCUUGUUCUGCGGGUUCCUGGAGUGGAAGUUCCACAACGGGAAGAUGACCAUGGAAAACAUGCACGAGGACGGGAACGAGCCCGGAGACUUCGGGUUUGACCCGCUGAAGCUCUCCGAGAAGCCCGCGGACGUGCGCGAGAAGUACCAGUUGCAGGAGAUCAAGAACGGCCGCCUAGCCAUGUCCGCCAUCGGCGGCCUCGUCCACCAGUCACUCCUGCUCGGCGGCGGCGUACCGUUCCACGCGUAAAUCGGCGUAAGGUUAUGUUGUGCCGCCGUGAUGUCGCUGGCGGAACGCUGGCGCUCGCUGCGUGCAAUCUCAUCGCCCCGCUGAAGGAUGAGGACAUUUCUUGGAAUUUUUUCUUGUGCUUUUUGGACGCGUGUGUUGAGGGGAGUGUAGUAGCGGGACUCCAGUCCAAACAUCAUAAUCAAAGGGCACGAAAUUUUUCCCACCUCUCGGUCGGGGACGAUGAGCACGCGUAGUUUGAGGGGGAGGCGAAGACGUUGGGGGGCAGGAUGCGCAUCAGGCAGGCGGCAAGGUCCCCACUGCGCGUGAUUUGUGCCUGUAUUUUGCCACGCCCGAUUUUGUAUGCAGAGUUGCAGUACAUGGGGGGAGACUGGGGGAAGGUUACUGCAGCUGUUGCAUGGCGCAUAUUUUAGAAAUUUAGAGGCGUGUCUGGACAGGGUCUUUGGGCAGAGCAGGCGCUACGGGCGGACUAGAAACAUGCUGUGGUCGCCACCCAACAACCCUUUGCUUCGUUUUUUUUUUUCGCUCUGGGUCCCUAUUGGAGUGAGUUUUGAGUUGCCCCCCUCUCCCCUGCCUUUUUCGUCAGGCCGGUUGACUGCCUGAGGACAUGACCUUCCCCAUCUGGCGUUUUACGACGUUUUGCUGCAUUCGGCUGGAUGGCCGUACUCGACUCGCGUCACUGUUGAUGUAACGGUUGUUGGCUCUUUCUUUCUCUUUUCGGAUGUUGGGUUCCGGGGGCGAGGUUAAGCAGUCGGGAGACAGUGCGUAUGCUCUCCUCUUACUGCGCUUUAAUGAACCGAGUUGACAACACGAGUUUUCAUGCACGAGUCAUACAACAUUUAGUCGGAGGCGCGUCCGUUGACGUUAUUAUGCCCUCCUCCCACUGUCGUCCGUCGCAGCUUUUGAUGGUGUGGCUUGGGGAGGUUGCUCUCUUUGACCAUCCGGAACACAGGGCAAACCACCGGAUGCCUCUCUGGCUACAGCCUUAUUUCUGGUGGCCUAAUGCGACCA
Messenger RNA from Ectocarpus sp. CCAP 1310/34, 1797 nucleotides. The record is from the annotation of a GenBank genome assembly. Lineage: Eukaryota; Phaeophyceae; Ectocarpales; Ectocarpaceae.